Molecule: messenger RNA, 1277 nt
Organism: Wyeomyia smithii (pitcher-plant mosquito)
Lineage: Eukaryota; Metazoa; Arthropoda; Insecta; Diptera; Culicidae
Product: zinc finger HIT domain-containing protein 2
Exons: 2
Coding region: 116-1252 (378 amino acids)
Source: RefSeq, a predicted model, not a curated record
AUCAAAUUUUGUUGUGCUUUGUGCCUGAAACCCGUGAAACGUUUGUGCUUGUAUUUACUUUUUAUAUCAGGUCAAAAUAUCAGCAAAAUAAUCCUUUAAUCAGCUGAAAAAUCUUAUGGAGCAGCAGGAAACUUGUAAAAUAUGCAAUGUUGCUUCCUCAAAGUAUUGCUGCCCGCGGUGUAACAUACUAUACUGUUCACUGGGCUGCUACAAAUCCGCACAACAUGAGCAGUGCUCCGAAAGUUUCUACCGCGAAAAUGUCCUGCAGGAAAUGGCAAACAGUCAACAAGCGGAAUCCCAGCAGGUUGCUGAAACAUCGCAGCAAAACAUGGCAGAAAUCCUGAAACGAAUAGAUAACGCAGUUGUCGAUUGGGACGACAACAAUAACUCGGAUAAUCUGGAAGAAAUCGAUUCAGACGACGGAGAAAACGUACUAGAAUUGGCUGAUCGCCUAGAAGGUGUAAAUUUUGACGAUGCUGACGCUAUAUGGGAACGACUGACCGAUGAGGAAAGGAGAGAAUUUCAAGGAUUGCUGGAUAAUGGAGACAUAACUAAAAUACUGCCAGAUGUUGUGCCCUGGUGGUUACGUGAAUACAAGGUAGAACUAAUACAACCAACCACCAGUGAUGACAUAUCCGACGGAGAAAAAUAUCUCUUGGAACAAUGCCCUGUUAUCCGGGUAAAUGGCGCAGACGUUACUAGUCUAUUAAGCAAAAAACCGUCGCCACUGAUCAAAUAUAAUUUGAUAAAUAUCCUGGCCGGUUAUGCUUUUCUGUAUCGUUAUUUUAACGGUGAUUUUGAUGGGUGCACUCAAGAAGCGGCCAACAUUUUAAUUUCGAUUAGCGGGAAUCUAAAAACAAACAACGUCUAUGAUUCCGAAGCGAUUGCUGUGAAAGCGGUAUGUCACGAUUGUCAGGUGGAGCAGUUACCGGUUGAUAAGGACACCAGCAGGUUACUCAGCGAAGACAUAAAAACACUACUCAGUGGACCGGUGCAUUGUGGAGCAAAGCAUCGGAAACAUUUCCUGCUGGCGGCACUGUCGGACAUUCAUCGGUUGUUUGGCCAAGCCAAAAACUACAGCACGAAAAAAGUUAUCAGUGCAGCAAAGACAAGUGACGUCAGGAAAGGUGCCUUCAGCACUAAAUAUGGCAGUGGUGAUAGCGCACCCCGACAAAACAUCGACCUUAGUAAGUUAAAAAGUUGCUUGAAGAAAAUUGACUUUAUGUUAUCAUACGUUCAAAACUAUAUGUAAUAUAAACGAUUUGAAGCAAACUUUA